Emiliania huxleyi CCMP1516 is the source of this 1623-nucleotide messenger RNA. RefSeq lists its product as hypothetical. The transcript has 2 exons. NCBI's taxonomy places the organism in Eukaryota, Haptophyta, Isochrysidales, Noelaerhabdaceae. The record is from RefSeq and is a predicted model, not a curated record. The coding region runs from base 56 to 1315 and encodes 419 amino acids.
CGGCUCCCCGCAAGGCACCGCUUGCUCCUUUGCUUCCUAGUUCCUCCGACAAGGAAUGGUACGCACUGGCAGUGGAUUCUUCCUCGGGCUUCGCGCUGCGACCACCGCGCCGCCCGGCGUCCGACCAAACGAGCCAAGGUCGGGCCGCGACGGCCCGGCCCUCCCGGCCAGCAAGGGCAAGGACGACAAAUCUGCCGGGAAAGACCAGCGCUGCCUCCUGCUCGACCUGCUUGACCGAGACUCGCUCGACUGCGUGCUGAUGGCGGCUCAGCACGGUUCCAGCUCCCACCUGCUCGCACGCCUCGGGCAGACGUGCACGGCCUUCCGCAAGCUGUCGGAGAGGGUGCGGUGUGAUGUCAUCCUCCAGCGGCUCUCCGACGGCUGGGACCCGGAGAAGCCGGCCGAGUCACUGCCGCUUCCGUCGGCGCUCUGCGAGGGCGGGAGCUUCCUCGACGCCCUGACGGAGCCUUCCCGAGGCCAGAAGCGCGUCAUGUGCUACGUGACUCGCAAGCGAGGCGUGCGGGCGUCAUUCGGCUUCCACCUGCAGCUCCCUCCGGGCAUGGGCGACCUGCAGUGCUUCUCGGCGCGGAGGCACGUGCUGGGUCGGGCGCGCGGGCUAUGCUACACCAUCUCGCUUCACCGCACCGUCGUGGCCGAAGUCUGGUACGACGCCGACGGCAACUUCAGCCUGGUGGAGCGACGUGGCGGCGCGGCCGCCGGCGCGGCGCCUCCCUCCAAGGCGUCGCCCUCCAAGGCGUCGCCCAAGGCGUUGCCGUCCCAGUUCGUCGCUGCCAAGGAGGGCGACGACGACGGGGGCGACGACCACUCCGGCGGGGACCCGACGGGCGGCUGCUGGCCCAUCAAGGCGCAGCCCCUGCUGCGUCCAAAGGUGCUGCCGGCGGCGGGCGGCAAGGCGGCAGUGCGAGAGAGCGACUCGCUCGCGAUGCAGGUGCUGAUCCGCCGCUCGCGCAUCCGGCCGCGGUCAGUGCGCGUGAAGAUCCCGGCGCAGGGUCAGUCCCCCCACGCCUCCGAGUUCGUCAACCUCGAGCCGCGGUGGGACGACGUGCUCAAGCACUACGUGCUCAAGUACCAUGGCCGGGCGACGCGCGCGAGCGUCAAGAACGUGCAGCUCCAGCCGGCCGAUCGGGCGGUGGCCAACGGCACCCGCCACCCCUCCUUCGACGGCGUGGCCUUCCUCGUCGGCAAGGUUGGCGACGACCGCUUCAACGUCGACUUCAUGUCGCCCUUCUCCUUCCUGCACGCCUUUGCGCUGAGCCUCAUCAUCGUCGACUCGGCCUACUUCGGCUGCAUCUGAGGGGGCGCAUCGUGCGGCCAGCCGGGAGGCGGCCGCGCGCCGGCUCUCCGACCCGCUUGUUCAUAGACUCGAUGGGGGAUGUCUAAUCUGCGCCAUGGUGUGUAUCAACCAGUCAUAACGGUGUGCAGUACAACAUCAAGGCCAAUGCGAUCAGUCUUGUGGGGGGGGGUGCGUACGCUUUGUCGGCCCCACAGGGUGUGUGUAAUGUGAAGCCGAAAUGGCUUCUUUCUCGAUAUGCUUGUGGGAACAAGCAACAAGGGUGUAGUCGAUCGUGGAGAGUGUACGCGAGUCGAGAUAUACGACACAGC